Molecule: messenger RNA, 1565 nt
Organism: Rhododendron vialii
Lineage: Eukaryota; Viridiplantae; Streptophyta; Magnoliopsida; Ericales; Ericaceae
Product: mannan endo-1,4-beta-mannosidase 4-like
Exons: 5
Coding region: 104-1327 (407 amino acids)
Molecular function (GO): hydrolase activity, hydrolyzing O-glycosyl compounds
Source: RefSeq, a predicted model, not a curated record
UUAUUGGAAUAACCUACCUCUCUUGAACUCAUAUGUCAUUCACAUAGGAACUUCUUGAAUCACACUUUAAUCCUUUCCAAAUAGCUAGGAUUUUCUAUUGAUAAUGGGGAAGAGACCAAUAAUAAACAGCUUCAUUUUCUUGGCUCUUCUUAUUCUCUUGCAACAGGAACCAAGCCAUGCAAGAACAAACCCUGCAGGCCAAGGCUUUGCGAAAACCAGUGGGACCCAUUUUGUGAUGAAUGGGAGGAGAUUGUACCUCAAUGGGUUCAAUGCAUAUUGGCUGAUGAACAUGGCAGUUGAUCCUUCGACAAGGGGGAAGGUGACAACCACAUUCCAACAGGCUUCAAAAGAAGGGAUGAAUGUUGCAAGAGCUUGGGCUUUUAGUGAUGGUGGUUACGGAUCCCUUCAAUCCUCUCCGGGCUCAUACAACGAGGACGUUUUUAAGGGACUGGACUUUGUGGUUGCGGAAGCUAGGAAAUAUGGGAUCUAUCUGAUACUCACACUUGUGAACAAUUGGGAUGACUAUGGUGGCAAGAAACAAUAUGUUCAAUGGGCAAGAGACCGAGGCCAAUCCAGCUUAAACAACAAUGAUGAUUUUUACACCAACCCUGUUGUCAAAGGAUACUUCAAAAAUCAUGUGAAGACUGUCCUCACAAGGGUGAAUUCGAUUAGCGGAGUGGCCUAUAAAGAUGAUCCUACCAUUUUUGCAUGGGAGCUAAUGAACGAACCUCGUUGCCAAUCUGACCUUUCUGGAAAACCUCUCCAGGACUGGAUCACAGAAAUGGCAGCGUACGUGAAAUCCGUCGACAAGAAUCAUCUUCUCGAAAUCGGGCUAGAAGGGUUCUACGGAGAUUCGAUGCCAGAAAAGAAACAGUUCAAUCCUGGUUAUCAAGUUGGGACGGACUUCAUUUCCAAUAACCGGAUACCCGGAAUCGACUUCACUACCAUUCAUCUCUAUCCCGAUCAAUGGGUACCGGGAUCCGACGAAGAGGCCAGGGCCGCAUUCGUGGAGAAAUGGAUCCAAGCCCACAUCCAGGACUCCAAAUCAGUGAUCCAGAAACCAAUCCUGCUAUCCGAGUUUGGCAAGUCCUCAAAGUCAGCUGGGUACAGUGUGGCCAUGAGGGACAACUAUUUCCAGAGCAUAUACAACACCGUGUACACUUGUGCCAGGACUGGGGGCCCAUGUGGGGGUGGGCUCUUCUGGCAACUCUUGGCCUCUGGAAUGGACAACUUCAGAGAUGGGUACGAGGUUGUUUUGGAAGAAAGCCCUUCCACUGCAAGCGUAAUUGCUCAACAGUCUCAGAAGCUCUCUGCUCUCGAGUCUUGAUCACUGAGUGACUAGCUAGGAAGUGUUGUGAUUUUGUGUGUUUGUGGUUGUUUAGUAAAGAAAAAAAAGCUAUGGUUUUGUUGGGCAUGAAGUAGUAAUAAGUGGUUUCUUUAGUUUCAAUGUAAAUACGGAUCGUUUUUGUUGUACCGCUUGCAUGGGUGAUCUCGGUCAUGUAAAAAAUAAGUACGUGCCUUUUGUAUGUCCCUACAAAAUAAAUUGCAAGUACUAGAUUUGGUUA